Messenger RNA from Durio zibethinus, 3532 nucleotides. NCBI's taxonomy places the organism in Eukaryota, Viridiplantae, Streptophyta, Magnoliopsida, Malvales, Malvaceae. The record is from RefSeq and is a predicted model, not a curated record.
AUGCUGUUGAGUUUCCUUGCAUAUUCUUGCAUUAACUUGACUGUAUUGAUUGAAUUACAUUCGUUCACUCUACUUUUUCUUGACUAUUAUCUUAAAAAUCCUCUUGGAACACUUUAUAAUUUGGUUUUUGAGGACUAUAACUAUUUUAAAGGAUCUUGGGAACCUUUUGGCUUUAUUAGUUUUCUUGAUAUUGGGAAACGUGUGGACAUUGGAAUUGUUUUUAUACCCUUAUGUAUUGCUAGGGCAAUGGCAUAUGAACCACUUGUAGGUCAUUUAGUCUUCAAUAUUAAAUUGACAUUGUUUCAUAGUGUUAGGGAGCAUGUUUUCCUUUUCGCUGUUUUCCUGUUUCAGGGUAUUGGCUUGAAAGAGAAUUUUCUAGGUGAAGCUUUAAGUUGGCGCGCUUCUCAAUACAUAACACUAUCAAGAUCCUCUGCUGGUAGUGGAAGAAUGUUCCAUCUUGGUAAACUGUCAUGCCACUUGUGUUUUGGCCUGGAGAUGUUUUUGUUCAGUGUGUUAGAUGACUUCAUUUCAGACCUAUUACAAAAAGAGUUGGAUGUACCAGACCGGUUGCAAAGUCCUGAAUCUGAGAGCCAGCUGAGAGGCGACUUAGAAAAAAGAGAGGUGGUUCUGUUGUCUUUAAGGAAUGAUGCUGACAAGGAUGGAAGAGUAAAAGAUGAGAAGCACAAGGAUGAGAGAUACAAAGACAAUGUAUCGAGAAGACAUGGGACCAUUGAAGACAAGUACCGAGAUGCUAAAUUGAGAAGUGAACGACCAGCAAGAGAUCAUGCUAAUAGUAAGUCUAGCGAGAAGGGAGCGCAGUGUGAUCGAGAUCGAGAGUGGGAUUGUGACUUGGAUUUGGGACGUGAUCGAGAACGUGAACGUUAUCGUGACCAUUAUCGAGAACGUGAUCGCAAUCGUGAUCAUGAUUAUGACUGUGACCGUGAUUAUGGUCAUGAUUGGGAUCGAGACCGAGAUCAUGGUCGAGAACUUGAUCACCGUGACAGCAAUUGGGACAAGGAUAGAGACCGAGAUCGUGACCGUGGCCGAGAUAUUGAUCAUGACCGUGAUGGAUUACAUCUCGAUGAUCUGAUUGCUACACACAAAGAUGGCAGGGUAAGGAAGAGAUCCCUUGAUGAUCGAGAUGAUGGUAAUGACACUAAAUCUAGAGGUAAGAAAUCAUACUAUUCUGACUUGGAAAACAAAUCAUUGAUGAGUGGUAGAGUUGAGUUAGAUGCAGAUAGGGGAAGGUCCCAGUCACGUCAAGCAAAUGUUGAUGCUGUUGUUGGCAGCAGCAAAAGGAGGAGUUCUCCCAGCUCGAGUUCCUAUGGUGGCGCUGAUGAGUAUAGACUUUUGAAACAGGAAGAUUCAAAGUUUAGAGAUUCAAUGACGGAGCAGAGGUCCAAAGCAGCUUCAUCAAGAGAGGUAACUAGCCUUUCUGGAGCAUCUGAGAGAGGUGCUAAAUACAGAUCUUUGGAGAAAUCUAGUAGAGUGGAGGAGGGCCAUUCUGGGGAGUUGCCAACUGAGAGGUCCUCAAGUUCAAAAGCUUCACCAAUGAGUAUGAUAGAAAGAUCUCCUUCUUCAACAAGUCUUGAGCAUAGAUAUAUGAUUAGAAGUGGUGUUACGCGGAGCCUUGACAGAGAGGAGACUGGAUGGAGGAGCAGUGCCUCCAUUGGUGGCGAGGAUAGGCUAAGUCGAGACUUACCUCUUGAGAAGCCUCUUUUGGAUGAAUCCUCUCGAGCAGAUUCCACCUUUUAUAGUAGAGCUGGUCAGGGCAACUCAUCUUUGAUUCUGCAGCCACCUGGUUUCAGAGCAGGAAUUGGGAGCCCUUCUUUCAUGGCUUCUCUGGAAGAAGAUAAUAGAAUUAAUAUCACCGGCCGUUACAAGAGGAGCAGUGAUAUGAAUGUUGGAAGAGGGGCAAAUGCCUGGCGGGCUGCCCCAAACUGGCCAUUACCUGUUCCAAAUGGCUUCAUCCCAUUCCAACCUGGGCCACCCCAUGGUGGUUUUCAAGCUAUGAUGCCACAGUUUCCAUCUCCAUCUAUGUUUGCUGUUAGACCCUCCAUGGAAAUUAAUCACUCUGGGAUUCCAUAUCAUAUUCCUGAUGCUGAAAGGUUUCCUUACCAUUUGCGCCCAAUUGGCUGGCAGAAUAUGAUGGAUGGCUCUGGUCCAACCCAUUUGCAUGGUUGGGACGGAAAUAAUGCUGUUUUUAGGGAUGAAGCACACAUGUUUGGUGGUCCUGAAUGGGACCAGAAUGGGCAUCCAAUGAACAGUCGGGGAUGGGAUACGAGUUCAGAUGUGUGGAAAGGGCAAAAUGGUGAUUUUGACUUGCCUCAACAUCUCAGAAAGAGGAUUAUCCUGUGCAGGCCCCUCUUGAUGUUUUGUGAUGGACAGGAACAUCAGACACCACAAUAUGAAAAUAGCCAUAGUGAUGUUCAGGUGAAAAGCUUGGAAAUAAGAUCUAAUGUCAUGUCACCAGUGAAAGAAUCUUCUAGAUUUUCACCUGAGAUUCCGCACAAGUCACCUAAUUCUUCCAAAAUGUCAAGUAAUGAUGAUGCUGCUCAUUAUUGCCAGGUUUAUCUUUCUAAACUUGACAUCUCAACAGAACUUGCUGGUUCUGAGUUGUAUGAUCAGUGUAUGAGCUUACUGAAUGUGGAGCAAAGUAAAGAUUUGGUUAAAGAUGUAACAAUGCUUGUGAAUUUGAAGAAUGGUGGACGAGCUGUACAAAAAUCUUCCAUUGCUGUGCGUAGCCCUUCACUCAUUCCAGCAACUAAUGCUUCUGUUUUUCAGAAAGCCAUGGACCUCUACAAGAAGCAGAGGCUACAAAUGGAUACUAUGCCAAAUGUCAAUGGUGGAACGUUAGCAGUUAUUUCAGCAUCCAAUCAGGAGAAAGGGAAGGAACAAAGUUCUGAUCUUGUUGUAGAAGAAACAGAGGAGCCAGUUUUGACUUCUGAUGCAGAAAUGCUGGAUUCAGCAAUGCCAAAUUCAGAUCAGCAGAAAGGAGAAGCUGUUCCAACUGCUUAUUCUCAGGAGAAUAUGGAGCAACUAGUUUCAGUUCAAAGCGGAGAGUUGCCAGAUCAUGUGGAUAGCCUUCCUCCAGAGAAAUCUCAACUGUCCAAUAUUGAUAUUGGUCAGAGGACCCCAGAGGUGUCUGAACCAGUUUUGAAUGGUAAUGAGGUGGAAGAGAUUAAAUCCGAACAGGUGAUUUUGGGGGAUGUAGUUGGAGAAUCUUUCCAGUCACUGGAUAAUGCAUCAGAGGCUGUUGUUUUGCCCACUGAUGGUGAAAAUUCAAAAGAAAUAAACAAAACUGAAGGUGAUAAUUCUGUCUAUAGUUGCAAGGAAAGACAGGAUUUUGGGGAUGCAAUUAGUGGUUCUUUAUUUUUGUCAGAUGGUUCUCCUAAGGUCUCCGGGGCUUUGAUUCCUGGGUCAAAUGAGUCUGAGUCCUUAAUUUUAAGUCGGAUACAUCAUUCUCCUGAAAAUACACAUUGAGGCAAUUUCUAUAUCCUUGUUCUUUAAUGCGCUUUGGUUAAUUUAAUUU